AUGAAUGACUCCAUCCCAUGGCAAGAGAAACCUCCCUGGGACAAAUACCGUCGAAUUUUGUCUGGUUUCGAUCCGUCAGUGAUCCUAGCUAUUGACAAGACCCCGAGACCCAAUGUGUUUGCUGUCCGUUGCCUUUCGUCCGAAGCACGAACCAGCGUCUCAAACAUCUCACGAGUAAAACACCAAAAUAUUGCCAAGGUGUACGAGGUAUUUGUCCCACAUGACGCUUUGUAUGUCGUGACCGAUUAUGUUCCCACUUCCUUGUCGAUGAUCCUAGAUUGUACCCUAGGGCCGAGCCCUGGUCAGAUCGCGGCCACGUUUCAUCAGGUUGUCGGUGGAAUGAAGUACCUUACUUCGUGUGACUUGGCAUGUGUGUGCCUCCAGGAAUCCGACAUUCUGGUGGCCAAUUCAGGGCAUGUGACUAUUGGUAAUAAUCAUCCUAUCUCGUCCGUGUACCUCAGAUCGCUGACGGCCUCAGCAUCUUUUGACAAUUGCUACUCUUAUCGGCAUCCUGGUGAUGUCUCUGUACUGAGCCGGACUAUGGUGAAGGCCAUCCAAAAACGCCGAGAAGGCGAGGGCAUCUGGCCUGGAGAUUACCGCGAGGUUUUUGAGGACCUAAAUGAAUGGUCGGUGACGUUUAACGAUUUCUUCUUUCAGACCGUCUUAGGUGUGUCAUGGAAAGGCCUAUCAUAUCACCCAUUUCUCACCUCGGCACCGGGCAAAGAGGUUCUCAUCCCACUAGUAAAGAUUGCACAAGCAUCUGGAAAAUUCGUUAUGGGGGGCCAAUGGGAAUCGACCCAAUGGGGUGUGUAA
Molecule: messenger RNA, 813 nt
Organism: Talaromyces atroroseus
Lineage: Eukaryota; Fungi; Ascomycota; Eurotiomycetes; Eurotiales; Trichocomaceae
Exons: 2
Coding region: 1-813 (270 amino acids)
Biological process (GO): protein phosphorylation
Molecular function (GO): protein kinase activity; ATP binding
Source: RefSeq, a predicted model, not a curated record